GGGACGUGAAGGUGCUCCUGAGGAAGGACUACCUGGCAGGCGAGGCUCGGGUCCGGGUGCCCAUGACGCGACAGUUUGGUAACUCCAUCCUCAACAUCUACAUUCCUUCCCUCAUCCUCAUGAUCAUCAGCUACCUCACCUUCUACUUCAGAACCUCCAUCUUCGACGUGCGAGUCAUGGUCACUCUCACGGCCCUUCUCGUCCUCGCUACACUCUUCGCUCAGGCAUCAAAUUCGCUGCCCAACACCUCGUACUUCAAGAUGGUGGACAUUUGGCUGCUAUUCUGCGUGGGCAUCACCUUCCUGGUCAUCAUAUUUCAUAUUUUGAUCGAUAAUCGACUCUUUAAGGACCAAAAGAUGACCCAAGUGAAACAUUUUGGCAUGCCAGCGUCGCACAAGAAGCAGGAGCUGAUAGGACUCCGUGACCGCUGCCGCUGGGCGCCGGACUACACUGUGGAGCAGCUGGAGAUGGUGGCCAAGGUCUUUGUUUUCCUCCUCAUGGUUUGCUUCAUGGUUGGUUACCUGCUGUAUAUAGCAACCUGAGGAUCCCUCCUGAUGCCAUGAUUGCUACCUGCUAUAUAUAGCAACCUGAGGAUCCCUCCUGACGCCAUGAUUGCUACCUGCUAUAUAUAGCAAUCUAAGGAUCCCUCCCGACGUUUUGAUUGACAAUCUGCUGUACAUAGCAACCAGAUGAUCCUUCUCGACUGCAAGAUUGGCGACCUGCUGUAUAUAGCAGUUUGAGAAUUCCUCUCAACCCAUCAAAGUGAACAUUAUUUUAAACAUCACCUUUAUUAUAAAUACAGCACAACGUAA
Procambarus clarkii (red swamp crayfish) is the source of this 812-nucleotide messenger RNA. Lineage: Eukaryota; Metazoa; Arthropoda; Malacostraca; Decapoda; Cambaridae. The record is from RefSeq and is a predicted model, not a curated record.